Molecule: messenger RNA, 940 nt
Organism: Spodoptera litura
Lineage: Eukaryota; Metazoa; Arthropoda; Insecta; Lepidoptera; Noctuidae
Product: phosphatidylethanolamine-binding protein homolog F40A3.3
Source: RefSeq, a predicted model, not a curated record
GCACACGACGAAGGCCAGUCACUCGCCGCAAGCAGCGAAAGGAGGUGGACAUACGUUGAAUUAAAUAAAAAAAAAACGCUGUGUUUGUCUUUGUCCUGAUUGAAAAUGGCGCGAAUAUUGAGGUGUGAAAUUCUUUUGUUAAUAGCAAUCAGCCAUAUGAACAAUUUUAGGGUGUUAGCGAGAACCAUGUCAACAAUUGCGAAGAGUUUUGAGUCCCACAUGGUGGUGCCUGAUGUCGUGUCCAAAGCACCUGAAGCUAUAGUGUCCGUGAAGUACCCAAGCGGUGUGGAAGUGAACGAAGGCAACGUGCUGACUCCCACCCUGGUGAAGGACAUUCCCACGGUCUCAUGGGAGGCUUCAUCUGACCAGUUCUACACACUCGCCAUGACCGACCCUGAUGCGCCUUCCCGCCAAGACCCCAAAUUCCGUGAAUGGCACCACUGGCUGGUAGGCAAUGUUCCCGGUAACAACGUAGCUGCUGGCGAGACCCUGUCGCAAUACGUCGGCUCCGGGCCCCCAAAAGGCACAGGCCUCCACAGAUACGUCUUCCUCGUGUACAAACAGCCUGGCAAACUGGAAUUCGACGAGCCUAGGCUUACUAACAAAUCCGGCGACAACCGUGGAAAGUUCUCGAUCGCCAACUUUGCGAAGAAGUACAACUUGGGAGAUCCCAUCGCGGGCAACUUGUACCAAGCUGAGUACGACGACUACGUGCCGAUUUUGUACGAACAACUCGGCGCCUAAGCAGACGGAAGAAAAAAACAUUAAUACUAACAUUUAAGAUUAUAAACGGAGUAAUAAUAUGGGUCAUUUGCUAUGUUCUAUUGCAUUAAUCGAAUGUGGGAGAUCAAUAUAGUUUUGGAACAUUAAAUCCUGAACACACAAUAUUUACAUUUUGAUUUAUAUACUGAUUCAAGCUUCCUACCCACAUGAUUAAAAA